Hypoxylon trugodes is the source of this 1179-nucleotide messenger RNA. Its product is annotated as phosphoglycerate mutase-like protein. Bases 291 to 1031 code for a protein of 246 amino acids. Gene Ontology annotation, biological process: ribose phosphate biosynthetic process. The transcript has 4 exons. The record is from RefSeq and is a predicted model, not a curated record. NCBI's taxonomy places the organism in Eukaryota, Fungi, Ascomycota, Sordariomycetes, Xylariales, Hypoxylaceae. Gene Ontology annotation, molecular function: sedoheptulose-bisphosphatase activity.
UUACAAGACUUCUUCAUAAUCGAGUCUAUUGAAAGCUAUCAUUUAACUGUUGGACCAGUAUCACGCAGCUCAGGAAUACUGUGCUGUCUUCUCCGGAUAAUUCUGACGUGUGUGGCUUGCUAUUGGUGCCAGACCUCCUGUGUGAUCAGGAAUUAAGCCCACGGAUUAUCGGAAAUAUCGCUCAACGGUACCUCGAGUUUCGGUACUAAUACAUUGUAUCAUUAAUACCGUUUUUCUCUUGGCGGAGUUAUCAUAAUUCUCGAGUAAAACCGUUGCAUCGACUGCGCGCAAUGCCAACCCCUCGAGUCUUUCUCGUUCGUCACGGUGAGACAGAGUGGUCACUUAGUGGCAAACACACGGGCGUGACGGAUAUUCCUUUGACCCCCAAUGGAGAGAAGCGUGUAAAGGCGACCGGUCGAGCGCUCGUUGGGGAGGAUCGACUAAUUGUGCCCAAGCAACUCGCACAUAUAUAUGUGUCGCCACGGAAGCGAGCGCAGCGGACUUUUGAACUGCUGAAUUUCGACGUCGAGGAUUCAUUGCCCUGGAAACUCCAUGGGGAAAAGCUGCCUGGGGCGGGCCAGGUUUGUGGCGCUCGAGUUGAAGUUACACAGGAUAUCCGUGAAUGGGAUUAUGGUGACUAUGAGGGCAUAACAAGUCCCGAAAUUCGCGAAAUCCGUUCUAAACAGGGACUGACUGAGAGAUGGGAUAUUUGGAGAGAUGGAUGUGUCGGUGGAGAGAGCCCUGACGACGUAACGGAGCGAGUGGACCGUAUUAUCAAGGAGAUUCGGGAUAAAUGGCACUCUCCCGUAAUCGGCAAGCCCAAGUCUGGGAACCCACCACCCGGCGACGUGCUCGUCGUAGCACAUGGUCACAUCCUCCGCGCCUUCGCCUUGAGAUGGGCUGGAAAGACGUUACAGGAUGGACCGGCAUUCCUAUUAGAAGCUGGUGGCGUUGGUACAUUGAGCUACGAGCAUCACAACAUCGAAGAACCCGCGAUAUUAUUAGGCGGCGCUUUCGUAGUCAGCCCAUAGAUAAGCAGAGUACACAUCAAUUUUAGAAUAAUGCCAUCACAUCUACUAUUAGAUACACUGCGGGCGAAUUGUCUACACUAGCCUGAAUAAAAUGCAAUCCAUACGAAAAAUCCAUUUUUUUUCUUCGAAAUUUGGUCUCAUGACUAGC